Poecilia reticulata (guppy) is the source of this 8697-nucleotide messenger RNA. It is a transcript of the gene sorbs2a, whose product is annotated as sorbin and SH3 domain containing 2a. Gene Ontology annotation, cellular component: plasma membrane. Lineage: Eukaryota; Metazoa; Chordata; Actinopteri; Cyprinodontiformes; Poeciliidae. The record is from RefSeq and is a predicted model, not a curated record. Gene Ontology annotation, molecular function: protein binding.
CUCGCGGUUGUCAGCUGCUGAAUGAAAAUAACAGUGGCCAUUUUGCGCAUGAAGCCGCGGCAUCAUUCACUUAAUAGCCAAACGGAAACGGAAGAUUCUGACCAUUUCUGGACGUAGGUGGUUCGGCAGAGUUUAUCAGCACCGCGGUGCGGCUGGCGCGCCUGUCGAGAAGAAAGAGAAGAGGAGGAGGAAGAGGCAUUCGGUGUAAUAGUGUCGCCACUCCGGCUGCUGUUGCGUUUGUUUGGUGAGAAAACGGACUAGGGACAGGUUUCCCCGCCUCACUUUCCUGGGCCUGUUGACCCCCCAUGAGAGAGAGAGGGAGUGAGAGAGGAAACGGUGGAGAAGGAACUACCUUUUAGUUAGCUGAGCUGAUCGAUACCGAGCAGCGUUCAGCAGCGUUGAAAAGCAGGUGUAUGGUUUCAUCACACGGAUGCAGCACCAGCUCGCGCGUAUCGCCUCUCCGCUGCUGCCGAAGUGAGAACUUUUAAUCACCUCGCAUGCUGAGGGGGCUGGUUUCCUGCUCAUAUCUAAGGACUGCGAGGCAGUCGUUUUAAGGCAUUAAACGGGAUACAGUCAGGGAAUAAAGACGGACACCAGAAGGAGACACUUAGCCUGAGAGGGGGAAAAACAGUGGAGGAAGGAAUUAUAACUCACCAGUCAACCUUAUCUGACUUGUGAUAGUUCCCAGCCUUCUGGUUUUAUGACGGACAGUGUGUCCCCCUGCAGUAGAUCAGUAAGAAGUGCUCUUCAGUAUGAAUACAGAUAGUGGAGGAAUUGCAAGAAAAAGCGUGGCCUUGUCACUCAUACUCUCUCCAAUGAAGAGGGUCCAGAGCUCACCAAAUUUGGCCACAGCUAAUGAUUCUCACUCAUCAGAGUUUGAUACUUGGCGGUCCCGCAGCGCUACUGAUGGUUUGAAGAAUGGAGAUGCCAGCAGUUCAUCUCUUGCUGCCAAAGGAUUUCGGAGUGUCAGACCCAACCUACAGGACAAAAAGUCUCCCACACAGGAUGUCAGUCCCUUGCCACAGCCACCCCCCAGGAGAGAGAGCUUUAACCUCUUGUCCAUUGGCACCAAUCCACCGGAAUUCAACCCAAUCAUUGAGCUGCCUAAUGACUUAAGUUCUAGAAGGCUAACAUUCACAAAGAAUGACAAAGCUGUAUUAAAAGAAUCCUACACAGUUAGCAGCACAUCCUCUUACUCUUACUCAGAGACCAGUGGAAAUUCAGUCCAGCAGGUUAAUCAGUCCACAGCUGCAAAUAAUAUGAGCAACCUCAAUGCCUCUGCCACUACCAGCACACAGAAACGUAAGGUUUCUUCACUUAAACUAACCCCAGUCACUAUCCCUGACCCCCCUGAUCACGUUAACCCUCAAUUUGAAGCCCAUUCCAAGAUCCUGACCUCAGGCUCCCUCUCACCAUCUUCUCCACCUCCACAAAUGGCUUCAAACACACCCCAACCCCCAUCACAGAAGGCUUCAGUUUAUGUCCACUUAAAUGCAGAAAAUCUAAAAAAUCCAGCAGCUUUGGCUUCAAAUCCAAGAGUGGAGGUGAAGGUUCCAGAACAAGAUCCAGAUCAGACCUCAACGCAAGUGAAGAUGACAAUGCCUCCUCCUUCUAUUCCACCAAGACCUUCGCCUGCACAACUGUUGGGGCCUCCUUCCCCUGACCCUUCAGCACGGCACUCCCCCUGUCGCUGCCAGAGCUCUGAAUCACUCAACUACCCAUCCAGCUUAAUGCCCAAGGCCUUAUCGUCACCCACCCCAUAUGUUCCUAGCAGAGCUGUUAUGAAAACUGGAGCAAUCAGUGGGCAGAGCGUCGCCUCUUUCAGCAACAUGAGCAUUGGUAGCUGUGUGUCACCAGCGACUUCCCCCGUGACAGUGUCGGCGCUCAGCCACUACUCGUCAUCCACGGCGGGUCUGCUUGAUGAGCUUCACAUCUGUAGCCUGGACUCACCUGGCGCCUCACCCACGCCUUCGCCCACGCUCAGCCAUGUCUCUACCUACAUAUCCACUGCUGGGCCUGAUGAUGUGCUAACAACCUCUGUGGGCUCCACUGCUGCAGCAGCUACUGUCACUAAUGGUCAGGUUCUUUCUCAUGCAAUGAAUGGAAGUUCCAGCCAUCCACAGAGGCCCAUGUCUCCACCAUCAUAUCCUCCUCCUCCUCCAUCACUCCACACAGGCCUCCAGAGACACAGCAGGAGCUCAGAGGGCAGUGAAUCGGUCACCAGGGAGUCUGUGGUUUCAGGUCACACCAGCAUCAGCAGCACAGUGCCCCUCGCUCGCUUCUCAGAAGAAGAAAAGAAGGUGUCCAUCGUUAAAGCCCCGCAUUACGAAGGCAUUGGACCUGUGGAUGAGUCUGGCAUCCCUAUUGCCAUUCGCACGACAGUUGACAGGCCAAAAGAUUGGUACAAAACUAUGUUCAAACAGAUUCACAAAGUUCACAAAGCAGAUGAUGACUACUCUGGCACAUACAAUGCAACAUAUGCUUUCAUAAACAAUGCCGACAACUACAGCACCACCAUGGCCCACCCACCUCCUCGGACACACACAUAUAGACCUCUGUCCAAAAGCCCCUCAGACAACGGUGGGCAGCGGGUUCCUCGGGAGCCCUCACCUUCCCCAGCACCACCACCACCUCCACCAAUGCCCUCCCUCCUGCAGCUUAGGGCCAGAGACAGCGACCGGGACAAAGAUUCAACAGACAUGAAUGAAUGGGGUCCUCCAGACAGGAAAGUGGACACACGAAAGUACCGCGCAGAGCCCAAGAGUAUUUUUGAGUAUGAGCCUGGCAAGUCAUCAAUUCUGGAGCAUGAAAGACCAACCUAUGAUGACAUAGAUUUAGAGAACGAGCCUUGGUAUAAGUUCUUUUCCGAGCUGGAGUUUGGGCGGCCGCCUCCUAAAAAACGUCUGGAUUAUAAUCCAGACAUCUCCACCCGCCAGCGCAUUGAGACGACCCUCCACAUCGCCCCGGCUGACAAGGCUUCAGAGAGACCUGCAAGUGCUGCCAGCGACUACAGGAAAAGAAGGAAGUCUGAGCCAUCAAGUUCACAAGUGAAUGCCCAGUCCCAGAGCAGAGCUGCAACUUCCCCUAGACCAGUGGAUGCCUACAGAUCCAGCAGCAGCCUAAAGAAACCCGUCAUACGUUCCUCACCUUCCUCACCCUCCAGAGCCAAAGGUGGGGACGCAUGCAACAUGUUUUCAAACAGUAUAAGCACCCCAGGUCCUUAUGAGAGUACCUCUCUCCCUCCUCUCCUUUCUGACUCUGAUCAUUGCCACGAGGAUGCCAGCCAGGCAGGCAGCUCUUCCUCAAAACAGUCUGUCUUCUGCACAAACAACUGGCAGGCAAACAGCCAGGAUGAUAAAACAUGGAGCAGUUCAGAGGAACCACCCUCCUCUGGCAAGCUCAAAUCCCGCAGUUGCGAUGACUUGCUUAACGACGGACAUUCUGGUUCUGGUGGCCAAAAUGCCACUCGUUCAGAAAGCGCUGGGUCGUUGAUGUGUGAUGGGAACAUUCCUACGGUAUCAUCCUCUACUCAUUCACUGCCCCCUCUCCAUCGACGACGUGCGCACGAUUCUCCAGGUUUCCUCCAGCUCUAUCGUAAAAUGCACCAGAUUGACCGAGCUCAGCUCAUCCCGUCUGAAGUAAUCCGUUCCGUACGUGCUCGCAUUCUGGAACUAGAGCGCCAGCCUCAUUUGCUUCGCCAUCACCUUUCUCCUUGGAUACCCUCCUGGGGUGUGGAAGUGCCAAGGGACAUGGUGCCAAACCGCAUUUCCGAAUACGAGCGUCUAAUUCAGAAGUCCAAAUCCAUGCCUAACUUGGGUGACGGUGAGGUGCCUUCGGGCACAACAACACCGGGUGGUUCGUCAUCUCGUGCUAGCAGUGGGGGUGGCGUGACUCCCAGUUUUCCAAAACGUCGUUUUUCCAUUGAGUCAUUACUAGAGGAAGAUCCCAAUAGCAACAACAGGACUGUACGUCACAGUAUGGAUCAUAUACCUCGUAGCCCACCGGAGGGACAACCUCGUGUUGGACCCGAGCCCGGACGUGGGAAAUCAUUUUCGGCUCCUCCUGUUCCUCAAGGCCCACAAGCAAAUCCUGACUAUUCUGAUAGUGAACAAGACGCCAUCGCAUCUGAUCUCAGUGACUUCAUCCAGGUGGAGGGUUCUUCAUUUUGCAGUGAGAGUGAUUUUGACCAUUGCUCCCUAACUUCCUCUGAAAGCUUGUAUGGAUCGUCCACCCUCCACCACCACCUUCGUCACCACCACCAUCAUCAUCAAGGUCACCAAAGUCUAGGCCAGAGCCAGGGCUACCAACACCGCCACCUCAUUAGCACUUGCAAGGGCCGCUGCCCAGCCUCAUACACUCGUUUUACGACCAUGCUUCGCCAUGAGAGAGAGCGAGCACGACAAGAGAACCAGAGACAGCAGAGCCGCAACAGCCAUUUCCAAAUUCAGGGCUCGCAGUCUCACCAAGCAAUGUCCAAGCUGGCCUUCUUGGUCAGCCCAGUGCCUUUCCGCAGGAAAAAGGGCUCACCACCUACCUCGAGAAGAAGCAGUGGUGGAGGAGGACGGGGUAGCAGACCCAAGUCCAAACAGGCCAUUUAUGAAGCACUUGAUGCAGCCUUGAGAGACAUUUAUGAGCACAUUCAAGCAGAGAGAGGCCACAGAAGCUCUAGGCCACCUGAUGACAGUAUUUUGAGACGGAUCCUGGCUGAACUGUUGCCAAGUGUGCCUGAAAGAAGCUCCUCUUUGCGAGGGCGGAGGAGUUGCUGGCAUGGGGGUCACUCCUCUACAUCUGUUUACCCAGAUGGAAGCCCGACUGGGUAUGCUUCACACAGAGGAGAACCAUCCACACCAAGCCUACAGUCACCAAGGUUACAGUCGCCAAUCAGUGCCUGCUAUGGACGACAUUUGGAGACGUCAAACAAUAAUGAAUAUGGGGAAGAGCAAGGCAACGGAAAUGGUCUUUGUUAUUCAGACCAGGAUGUAUCGAGGAGUUAUUCCACCCUGGAUGAUCGACACACACCGCAGAGCAGAAGAGCAACUCCUGACAAAGAGGUCUCCCAUAAACAGAUGACACAACUUAUUCUGUUCUCUCUCCUCUAUCAGAAACAGCCUGCAAGAGCAAUUUAUGAUUUUAAGGCACAAACGGCAAAGGAGUUGACAUUUAAAAAGGGCGAUGCGGUCAACAUCAUCAGGCAAAUAGAUAACAACUGGUACGAAGGCGAGCACAGAGGCCGAGUGGGCAUCUUCCCCAUCGCAUACGUUGAGAAGAUGCCGUCGUCAGAGAAGCAUCAGCCAAUCCGUCCUCCUCCUCCAGCUCAGGUCAGGGAGAUCGGCGACGCUGUGGCACGCUAUAACUUCAAUGCUGACACUAACGUGGAGCUGUCACUAAGAAAGGGGGAGAGAAUUGUAGUCGUCAGGCAGGUGGACCAGAACUGGUAUGAGGGGAAGAUUCCGGGAACAACCAAGCAAGGCAUCUUUCCGGUUUCCUAUGUUGAAAUUGUCAAGCACUCUCCAUCCAAGAGCUCCGCCCAUCAUGUAGACCCGCAUGCUUACAGCCGGACACCAAGCUCCACCCCCAUCAAGUCCUUCUAUCACCUCCCUCCAUCUCUUCCUUCCCCUCAGCCCUCUGUGAGAACGCUCGACCUGCAGGCCAUCACCAGCGAGUGGCUCUCGCUCACACUGGACCCAUCAGCCCCCACCCCCACCCCUUCACUCACAGCCACUCCUUUACCUCCCACACCACCCCCUCUCCCCGCCGACCUCACCCCCCUCCUGACGGCACAGGAGCCGACCUCAGCCUCAGCCGCUGCAUCACAUAAAGGUUUCUCCUUUUCACACCAGCCAUCUUCCAGAAGUCCUGUUUCCUCUGACAGGAGAGCGGGUUUAGGUCACACCCCAGCUGCUCUUUGUCUCUCCCAGCCCUCCCCGCCACUGCCUCCCCCUCUUCCUCCUCCUGUCUCUUCCUCAUUCACCUUCGUGCUGCCGGAUCGUUUAUCGAUGCGCAACGGGAAGCAGCUACAGGUUUCUGAGUCAGACAGUGCUUUCAGCUUUACUAGGCCUCAACCUUUGACCUGCACCAAAUCAGUGACAGGAACAUUUCCCUCACAUCUCCCAGAGCAGCAACCAUCUGCUCCUGCGCACGAAAGCAGCAAACUGCCCGACAUCGAGCUGCACGUUAGAGACCCUUAUGAUGAGCUGCUGUCAGCAGCUCCAGAUGAGUUCAGUGCAGAUGACACUGACAUUUCAAAAGAGCCUUCAGUAGAGUUCAUAUGUGCCAAGUUGAAUGGUGAAUCUAAGAGCAGAUGGUUUCAGAACAAUAUCCAACAACCCAGUCCUCCAGCAGCAGCUGGUGACUCACCUGGCACUGUUCACCUAAAACCGCAAUUUCAUGAACCUUUAAGCAUGAAGCCUCUUUCUGUUUUCAUUGAAGAGCAGCCAGCAUCAGUAAAUGAGGAGCUGGUUGAUCCUCACAGGCCACCUUCAGAACAAGGACACACAUACACAGAGUUAUUCAUAGAGGAAGAAGACGAAGACAUGACAGACAAAGAGGAGAACAUUAGAGAGUUAAAUGAGCGGAUAAGUCCACAGGCUGAAACCUCUUCCUCCUCCUCCUCAUCACAGCUACCUCACUCUGACCGCCUUCCCUUCCUCACUCCAUCCCCCCCAGCAUCCACUUUCCCUCCUUCUGUUAUUCCUGCCUCCUCCAGAUCUUCCCGAUCCCAACAACAUGACUCCUCCUUUUCCCCUGUCCUUCCUCAUUCCCCCCCAUGCCUCCCUCACCUUACAACCUGUGGACUUCCUGCAGUCUCCUGCUGCCCGUCUGUUCCCUCUCCUCCCUCUCACCUUUCGGACCCCUCUGCAGUCGUUCCUGUCUCCCAGACCUCCACUUCUCCCUGUCCACCCAGCCCAGUUACGUCCUGCUCUGUCUCAGAGUCAGUUUUCCCUCCCCCUGCCCCGUUUCCCCCUAAAACUGCCUCUCCUCCUCUCUCUAGUCCCCACUCCCCCAACACUGCCCCCGUUGUAUCGCACGCAGGCCAUAGGUCCCCCAAAGUGAAGGAUCCAGUUGUUGGCGGUAAACCCCCACGUAGCCCCAUCUUGUCCAGGAGGUCCUAUCUGUCGCCAGUUAGAGGUCGAAGGCGGUUGGUACAGGAUGCACUCCAUGGUGGAGGAGACCCGUACCAGGCUCUGUACAACUACAUGCCUCGCAACGAGGACGAGCUGGAGCUGAAGGAGGGAGACGUCGUGGAUGUCAUGGAGAAAUGUGACGACGGCUGGUUUGUUGGGACGUCUCGAAGGAGCAAGCUGUUCGGAACCUUCCCGGGAAACUACGUGAAGCAGCUAUAAUGAUGAUUCCAGACUCCACUGUGGCCCCGCCCCCUUCUGUGACACGUUCAUGGCUGUCAGCAGCACAGCCCCGCCACAGGAUGUCAGCAGAGACCUGAGGCUGCAGCACACUUUGUAGACAGAAUCUUAGCUUCAACUAGCCAUCUUUAAUGAAAGACUUCUACAAGAUAAUGCUGUUUUUUUAAUCUUCUCUUUUUACCCUUAUUUUUCUAUUAUAGACACUCGAAAUUUGUGCUCCUUUAAUGUUUGACGACGGGAGGAAGGGUAUCAAAGGACCGCAGAAACACUUUCCUCUCUAUUUGAGCCGUUUUAAGGGCAGUCAGAGUACCAGGAUCAGCUCUGCAGUUACUGAAAUGUUCAACACUUCAGCAGUUUAUUUCAGUGUUCACUUACAGGAAUCCCUGAGAAAAUGAAGUGCAGAAAGUGUUAAGAAAGCAGUAUUGUGUUAGACUUGUAUUUUGGGGAUUUUAACAAACAUUUCACAUUUACUAUAGUCUGUGCAAAUACCACACUAUCAGGUAUGUAGGGGUUUAGUUUACCGCCAAGGGUCCCAGCAUAAAUCAUAAAACAUUUUCAAGUUGUUGGUUUUUGUUUUGAACAUUUUCCACUUUAGCGUUGAUGCACUUUAACUUUAUCUCCACACAAGCUUGUGUGCUUCCUUUCAUUUUCCCCCUUCAGAUUUAUGACAGCGGCUCCUCAGACUGCAGCACUUCAGGAGGCAGUCGUCUGGAAAAUGUUGGCAGGAAGGUUGUUUACCUUUUUAGGUAUUUAUUAGAAGACGAACUGUUGAUCAGAUUGUGUUAUGAGAUGAUGAACGUGAUAUUGUUUUCUUUUUUUUGUAGAAGACAUUUUUUAACAUCUGAUGUUUAAAGCAUGGUUCUUUCAUUUUCAAGGACCAUUGUGCAGUUGGAUUGUUGAUGCUGGGUGGAAUAUAAUGAAUUAUCACAUUUCUAAUAUGGAUUUUAUUUGAAGAUACAGGAUGAGCUCACAUAUGUGUUACUGUCAGAGUGAGUAGUAGUAUCACUGUUCAUGUGUGCAUAUUAUAUGGAAUAUUUGCUAUUUUCCAUCUUAGCUAAGCUGUCACGCGAAGUGAACACCACUUGUUUGUUUGUCAUUUUUCUUAUUCCUCAUUUAUCAUUUCACAGCAGAUGGACACUGACAUCAAAAACCAUUGUUAAAGCACCUUAAGAUAUGUUAUUCAUCUUCGUCCUUCACGUCACUCCUCCCCAUUCACUUCGCCAGCGGGUGUGAGAACACUUUGUGUUUGUUGUGUUUUUUGUAAGCUUUUUGUAUGAGAGCUGCACUCCAGCCAGCAUCCACAUGCUUUAUAAACUCAGCUGUUUUUCACCCACCA